UCCAAUCGCGGGGUCAAGGGACGGCGCAGCGUCUGCCUUGCAGCCUGUUGUAAGCGCGUGGUCGCCUGGGCUACCGGUCCGUGUUGCCUCUUCAGCUUCGUUGCCGAACGCGCUGAAGGGUUUCCUAUUAGUGUUUUCUCGUAUUUUACAUCCCUUUAGGAAUCGAAUAUUUAUUUUUACCACACAGAUCAUUUCCGCCAAGUACAUAUCUGAUUUUGAUAGUCGGUAUAUUUUUUUUUACAUUUUUUGUGCAUAACUGUCUUUUAUUACUAUCAAUUCCUAGUCAAAAUGUCGUCAACUACAUCGGGCACAUGGUCUUCAUCUUCAUCCUCUGGCCCAAAAUUAGAGGAAGCUAUUGAAGAGACCCCUACUUGCUCAUCACCAGAACCCGUGUCGUGUUACUUGCACCAUGAUCCGGAACAUCCCAUCUCAUCAUUUUCUGUGAUCAAUAAAAUGCGCAUCAAUAUUCAGUUAUGUGAUGUUUCUCUUCGGAUCGGAUCUAGUGUCACUAAAGCUCACCGCUUGGUUUUGGCUUCGUGUAGUCCUUAUUUCUAUGCAAUGUUUAACGAUGACAUGGCAGAGAAAUUACAAUCCGAAGUUGUAUUGCACGAUGUUGAUUUGAGCGCUCUACAGCUUUUAGUGGAAUACUCAUACACCGGUCAAGUACACAUCACUGAUGAAAACGUGCAGGUUCUAUUACCGGCGUCAUCUUUACUCCAAAUCAACUCUGUUCGAGAUGCAUGUUGUACAUUUUUAAUGAAACAGUUGCACCCUACGAAUUGUUUGGGUAUUAGACAGUUUGCUGAAACACAUUCAUGCAAUGAAUUAAGAUCAAGAUCACAUCGGUACGCCCUCCAAAAUUUUGAAGAAGUUGUGAAAACUGAAGAAUUUUUGUUUUUAUCAUUUUCCGAGGUAGAAGAUUUAAUAUCAAAUGACAAAUUGAACGUAGUGUCAGAAGAACAAGUAUUUGUGGCCAUUAUGGAUUGGAUAAAACAUGAUCCAAAUGAACGAUCUCAAUACAUUGCUAGACUAUUGGGACAUGUGCGAUUAGCUCAAAUGUCCAAAAUGUUUUUGCUUAACGUAGUUGAAACUGAACCUUUAGUGCGUAGUGAACCCAGUUGCAAAGAUUUAUUAUUAGGUGCCAUGAAAUAUCACUUAUUACCCGAUCAAAGGUCUGAUUUUGCUAGCAAACAAACCGAACAAAGGAGUCCAGAUGGUUUAAUGCCAUAUAUAUUUGCAAUUGGAGGCGGUAGUUUGUUUACCAUACACAGUGCGGGUGAAUGUUACAACCCGAGACAUGACCGAUGGCUUCCCAUUGCGCCAAUGUCUAAAUGUAGAAGUCGUGCGGGUAUAGUUUCACUAGGAAAAUUGAUAUAUGCUAUAGGAGGGUAUGAUGGUAUUGUUGACUUGUCAUCAGCAGAAUGUUACGAUCCUAACUACAACAAGUGGUCAUCCGUUACGUCCCUAGGAACCAAAAGAAGUUGUUUAGGAAUUAGUGCUAACCACGGUCUUUUAUAUGUUUGUGGUGGUUUCGAUGGAGCAUCUUGUUUAAGCAGUGUUGAGCGAUAUGAUCCACUUACAGGAGUUUGGACUUCAUGUCCAAGUAUGACGACUCGUAGAAGAUAUUGUCGAGUUUCAGUCGUCGAUAAUUGUUUGUACGCAUUGGGUGGAUUUGACUCAACCAAUUAUCAAUCAAGCGUUGAAAGAUAUGAUCCAAGGAUGGGUAAAUGGAUGAGUGUACCGUCAAUGAGCAGUAGACGUAGUAGUUGUGCAGUAGCCACGUUAGAUGAUAUGUUGUAUUGUGUUGGUGGGAAUGAUGGCACCAUGUGUAUGUCUAGCGGCGAACGAUUCAAUAUAAGAAGAAAUGCAUGGGAGCCUAUAGCCACUAUGCAAUGCCGAAGAGCUACACAUGACGUGGUUGAGCUGGACGGUGGACUGUUAGUGUUAGGAGGAAACGACAGCAAUUCAAGUUUACACUCCACAGAACGUUACGAUCCACGAACAAACCGUUGGACAAUGUCAACACCAAUGCCAACCAGGCGCAGUUCAGUUGGUGCUGCAUUACUAUACUGUUUUAACAUGGAAAAUAAAUUGAGUGCUGCACCUAUAGUUCAGUGCAAUUUGGGGACCUCAUCAGUAACUCAUUCUCCCCUUAAAUCAACCGCUACGUCUGUAUGAUUGCCAUGGUCGACCCCCAUUGAUUGGCGGUCUAUUAAUUCCGAAAGUUCUCAUUCAUUGCCAAAUUGAUAAUUUAAUCAUACUAUCUAUCUAAAUUUUUGUAUAAUUAAAACACUAUUUUUUUUUUUGUACGUUGUUUAUCAUUAAGUAGUUUUCGCGAACAAAAUACAAUAUAAAAAAAUUUAACGCAGUUUGACAAUGAUAUAUUAUUUAUUUAUAAUUGAAUAAAUACAUGCCUUCAAACAGGAGCUUUUUUAAAUGUAAAACAGGAUACGAUUGACAAUAAUAUUACAUCACGUCGUAAAUUAAUCAAUUAACUUCAAAAUAUAAGACAAAAUUAUUAUUCAAUAAUAUGGGUCCAAAAUUCUCAUUUUAUAAAUUCUAAAGUAAUGAAGUUAAGAUAUAAGCUUAAAACAAUGUAAAGUGUACACAUAUUCCCUAAAGGUUUUCAAUGACCAUUUUAAAUUAUUCAGUUUUACAUCGUUGUAUAAUAUUUUACUAAGUGAUUAUACAUUAAUAUUUAUUAUAUUGUAUUUAGCAUACAUUUUUAUAUUGGUUCCUAAUGUUUAUCAUGUUAAACUUUUAUUUUCAGUUGAUUUUCUUCGUUUCAGAACUUAUGCAAAUUGUUUUUUAUUAGCUCAAUUGUUUAUUUUAAUCAUUUAUUAAUUUUAUAAUUUAGUUAUAAUUGUUUUCUGUGAUUGUGUGUACUUAACUAUACAACUUUAGUUAUAAUACUUAUAACA
Daktulosphaira vitifoliae (grape phylloxera) is the source of this 2921-nucleotide messenger RNA. RefSeq names its product kelch-like protein 17. Gene Ontology annotation, molecular function: protein binding. The record is from RefSeq and is a predicted model, not a curated record. The coding region runs from base 289 to 2178 and encodes 629 amino acids. The transcript is spliced from 12 exons. NCBI's taxonomy places the organism in Eukaryota, Metazoa, Arthropoda, Insecta, Hemiptera, Phylloxeridae.